Molecule: messenger RNA, 483 nt
Organism: Cordyceps fumosorosea ARSEF 2679
Lineage: Eukaryota; Fungi; Ascomycota; Sordariomycetes; Hypocreales; Cordycipitaceae
Product: Ribosomal protein L24e
Exons: 2
Coding region: 1-483 (160 amino acids)
Biological process (GO): cytoplasmic translation
Cellular component (GO): cytosolic large ribosomal subunit
Molecular function (GO): structural constituent of ribosome; mRNA binding
Source: RefSeq, a predicted model, not a curated record
AUGCGUACCUACGACGAUACCUUCUCGGGACAGAGAAUCUACCCUGGCAAGGGUAAGAUCUUUGUCCGCGGUGACAGCAAGGUCUUCCGCUUCCAGAACGGCAAGUCCGAGUCGCUCUUCCUGCAACGAAAGAACCCCCGCCGCAUCUCCUGGACCGUGCUCUUCCGCCGCCAGCACCGCAAGGGCAUCUCCGAGGAGGUCGCCAAGAAGCGCACCCGCCGCGCCGUCAAGGCUCAGCGUGGCAUCGUCGGCGCCUCGCUCGAGGUGAUCAAGGAGCGCCGCAGCAUGCGCCCCGAGGCCCGCUCCGCCGCCCGCGCCGCCGCCAUCAAGGAGUCCAAGGACAAGAAGCAGGCCGCCGCCGCCGCCAAGAAGGCCGACAAGGCCAAGAACGCCGGUGCCGCCAAGGGCCAGACCGUCCGCCAGGUCUCCAAGAUGGGCGCCAAGGGAGGUGCCGCCAGCAAGCCCGCCGCCCGUACCCGAUAA